Molecule: messenger RNA, 2154 nt
Organism: Solea senegalensis (Senegalese sole)
Lineage: Eukaryota; Metazoa; Chordata; Actinopteri; Pleuronectiformes; Soleidae
Gene: ubap1
Product: ubiquitin associated protein 1
Exons: 7
Coding region: 199-1581 (460 amino acids)
Biological process (GO): ubiquitin-dependent protein catabolic process via the multivesicular body sorting pathway
Cellular component (GO): ESCRT I complex
Molecular function (GO): ubiquitin binding
Source: RefSeq, a predicted model, not a curated record
GAGUGACGUCAGACAGGAACCAGUGGUUAGGGAUCCUGACAAAUCAAGAUGGCGUCCUACGCCGAAGCAGGAAAGAUAUUUCACAAUAAAAAGUAAUUUGAAGAACGUUCACUUUUGAGUGCCAUUUUCAACACGACGUGGUUUGGAUUUCGAAGGAAAAGGACGGAGCAGAUCCAGAUCUGUUUUUAGAGUCUCUAAAUGGCUGCGAAGAAGUCUGGAUCAGAUGCAUACAACAAUGGUCCCAUCAGCUACCUUGAUGAUGUUCCCUUCAAGGUUAAUGAAAAAUUUCGCUGCCCAGCCAAAGUGGGCCUGCCUGUUGGUUUCUGCCUUCCUGACAGUGGCUCUCUGCUGGCAGACUCUCGGUAUGACUUUUCUCUUGAGAAACGGAGUGUGCUGUGGGGACUUGAGCUGGCUGAGGCCAGAGCAGCACAGGCCAGAGCAGAAGAGGCAGCAGCCAAGCACGAGGCAGAGAGCAACGAGCGUUUGGCUCAGGCUAAGGCCCAGGACAUUGAUGGUGGUGGAGGAAAGAAAGCUAGAUCUGCUGCAGACGACCAGGAACUUCCACCACCUGCCCUGAACCCCGUCCUGGCGGGGCUGAGCCAUAACGCCAUACUCACUCCACUGCCUGCACCCAGCCUCGGCCCCAGGAAAGCCCAGCCUAGCAUUCCUCAGCUGCACAGCCUCAACCUAGCUGACUUUGAGCGAGAAGAGGACCCAUUUGACAAGUUGGAGCUUAAAACUUUGGACGAUAAGGAGGAGCUCAGGAACAUUCUCCAGAGCCAGCCUCAACCUCAGCCUCCUCCGUCUGUGUCCUCACCAGAGGUUUCUCAGAUAGGGUCUCGUGGAAACAGCCCGUCUCCUCCCAGCAGCAACACCAGCUUCCCAGCCAAACCAGGCUUUGCCCACAAACCUAAUGGUUUGGUUGCUUUGUUGGACAUGGACAAGGUUGGGCAUCAUGGGAGAGUGGGAUUUGACACAGAUGAGCGGCCCUGUAACAUCCGCUCUCUGACUUUUCCUAAGCUCUCUGAUUCUGCAGACCCAGAGCCACCGAAGUACAGCCCACUAUCUGUACCCUUCCCCACUGCCAGAGAGAACCUCCCGAAUGGCAGCCCACCGACCAUAACCAAGACCCAAGUUAUUGUUGGCCCCGAGCCACCGAGCCACAGCACACUGAAACCGGCUAACCCAGGGUCAGGUACUGCUGCUCUGCCAUGUGGUGGUGCCCUGCUCAGCAUGACCCCCAGUGAGCGUCAGUGUGUGGAAACCCUUGUCGGAAUGGGCUACUCCUAUGAGGGUGUCCUACGUGCCAUGCAGAGACAAGGGCAGAACGUGGAGCAGGUACUGGAUUAUCUUCUUUUAUCUGGACGUCUGUGUGAGCGCGGCUUUGAUGCAAGUGCAGUGGAGGAGUGUUUAGACAUGUACCAGUGCUCAGAAGAAAAGGCUUUGCAGUUUCUUGAGCUUAUGUCAAGAUUUGGUGAAAUGGGAUUUGAGCGGGACGCCAUCAAAGAGGUGCUGCUGGUCCACAACAAUGAUCAAGACAAGGCUCUUGAGGACCUGAUGGCUCGUGCUGCAGCCAGUUGAGUCAAGCCUACCAAAGCCCAGCCGAGGGCUUUCUCCCCCUGCAGCCACCCUACAGCCCCUUUUCCUUCUGCCUACUCUAUCACAACAUGCCCUGACUUUGCUUUGGCUGUGGAAGAGGCAGCUGGGGAAAAAAGAUCUGUUUAUCUCUGUGCUAAAAUGUUUUGUGUCUCAGCACUUCCUAAAGACUUUGUGCCUACAGUGGAGGGUCAAGGUGUCAAGCAUCUUUUGUUCAAAGAAAUCCUGAGAUUUGACUCUAGGAUUUGGUAAUGCUAGAUAUUCAAAAAUGCAAAGUGACUUGGAUGGAGUUGGUUAAAGAAGUGGACUGUGGUGUCUUGAUGCUGUCCUUAUUUGCUUCCACUUGGAAGUGUUUAUCUAACUGCUGGCUACGCUUCUGGACUGAAUGGGGAGCUGGUGACGGCGAUUGCAUCACAGAAAGUCCAGUCUGAAAUUUGAAAACUCCCAAACUGUGAAGCUGCCAUCUUCCUCUGCUUCGAGCAGACUUGGUAAGUGGUGGUGGUGGGGGGGAAAUAUGUGGUCUUAAAGAGGCCAUCUUCAAAAUGAACCAACUAACAU